Molecule: messenger RNA, 1264 nt
Organism: Cyclopterus lumpus (lumpfish)
Lineage: Eukaryota; Metazoa; Chordata; Actinopteri; Perciformes; Cyclopteridae
Product: lysozyme g-like
Exons: 5
Coding region: 131-697 (188 amino acids)
Biological process (GO): peptidoglycan catabolic process
Molecular function (GO): lysozyme activity
Source: RefSeq, a predicted model, not a curated record
CUGGCCACAGAUAGAAUAGCAGGCAAGACAAGCGAGACAUAAUAAAAGUGAAAGCAAGACGCAGAGGAGUGAACAGAGGGACACCGUGUCACAGUCUUCACUGCUCAAGGAGACCGCCAGAAGAGGAAACAUGGGUUAUGGAAAUAUCAUGAAGAUUCAAACUAGUGGUGCCUCGAUGGAAACAGCUCAGCAGGACAGGCUGCCGACAACAGGUGUGAGUGCAUCACACACCAUGGCACAGACUGAUGUGGGCAGAAUGGAAAAAUAUAGGUCUAAAAUCAACAAAGUGGGAGCAAAAUAUGGAAUCGCUCCAGCUCUCAUUGCUGCUAUCAUCUCCAGAGAGUCCAGGGCUGGAAAUUGCUUAAAAGAUGGCUGGGGUGACAACGGCAAUGCCUGGGGACUGAUGCAGGUUGAUGUCAAUCCAAACGGAGGCGGACACACUGCACGUGGUGGCUGGGACAGUGAGGAACACCUCUGCCAAGCCACUGAGAUCUUGGUUGAUUUCAUCGGACUCAUCCGCAACAAAUUUCCCAGCGGUAGCGUGGAGCAGCAGCUGAAAGGAGGGAUAGCGGCCUACAAUAUGGGGGAUGGAAACGUCCGUUCCCUUGGAAAUGUGGAUGAAAAAACAACAGGAAGAGACUACGCCAAUGAUGUGGUUGCCAGAGCGCAGUGGUACCAAAGCAAAGGAGGCUUUUGAAACCUGGAGCCGUGCCCAACAGAAAGCUCCUGCAAAUAAUCACUCCGUCAUGUGUUAAAACUUGAGAGGAAUAAGUAUAAUGCAAAAUGUGUAGGAUUUAGGGCCAGAAAUGGAAUAUAAUAAUCAUAACUAUGUGUCCUUUAGUGUGCAUUCAUGUAACCUCCUCAGCUUUGUAGUGAGCCACACCCGUAUUAUCAUGUCUCUGGUUUCACUUGUUCUCAAGUAUUAAAGAAAGACUGAAAUUAAUAGAAGAUAUCUGUUUACAGCUUUUUGAUCUGAUCUGAAGACAUAGGUGCCCUCUGAAGUCUGAGUGUUGCAGGUUCAUUGAGGUCAGUCAGUCAGGAAACACCUGUUCAGUGAGCUUGACUGUGCGUCAUCAUUAGAACAUGAACAUUAAAGAUAACGGUACUUUUUAUUUGGUCUGAAGUGCAAAACGAGUUCAAAACUAGUGAAAUUGAAUAUUAGUAUUAGAACACAAGUCUAGACUGCCGUCUGCUUAUUCUUUUUAAAAUUGCAUUUAAUUGAAUAAAUUAAUUGUUGUGGCUUCUUUAAAGGGCCCCUUUGGUA